This is a messenger RNA of Amphimedon queenslandica, 962 nucleotides long. RefSeq names its product tRNA wybutosine-synthesizing protein 5-like. Gene Ontology annotation, biological process: wybutosine biosynthetic process. Gene Ontology annotation, molecular function: tRNA binding. Lineage: Eukaryota; Metazoa; Porifera; Demospongiae; Haplosclerida; Niphatidae. The record is from RefSeq and is a predicted model, not a curated record. The coding region runs from base 13 to 951 and encodes 312 amino acids. The transcript has 5 exons.
UUCUUUCCAGUAAUGAAUAAGGUACAGGUUACAGAAUGCUCAAAGGAGAAUUUUCUUUCGUGUUUCUACGCAUCUCGCGAGCCCUACGUCCUCAAAGGACUGGAUAUUGGUCCUGCUCCUGAUUUAUGGACGGGAGAAUAUCUUAUGGAUAAACUGGGUCAGGAUGACAAAGAGCCCGUCAGGGUCCACGUGUGUCCUCAUAGACACAUGGACUUCAUUAACAAGAAUUUCCUGUACAGAACACUUCCAUUUAAGGAUUUUAUCAAACGAGCUCAGCUCAAUCGGCAGACGGAAUUUUUCAUCAGUUCGGACGAGAGGUACUACCUUCGUGCUUUGGGUGGCGACCCGAGAAAAGAACCUGCUGAUUUUAUCCGUCAAUAUCCUGAACUGGCAGGUGAUCUUAAACUUCCUAUGUUCUUUGGACCGGAGAAGGUUUUCUCUAGCGUUCUGAGAAUCAGCUCACCUGAUGCUCAGUUAUGGACUCACUAUGAUGUAAUGGACAAUUUUCUUGUUCAAAUAAAAGGAAAGAAGAGAGUUGUGCUCUUUCAUCCAAGAGAUGCUCUUAACCUUUACCUUGUUGGUGAUAAGUCUUCUGUACUGGACAUUGAUGCUCCUGAUUUGACCAAGUAUCCAUUAUUUGAUAAAGCUGAACGUUAUGAGUGCUACCUGUAUCCUGGUGACGUACUCUUUAUACCUUCUCUCUGGUUUCAUAAUGUUUUAAUGUAUGACUUUAGUGUCGCCGUGAAUGUGUUUUGGAAGCAUUUGGAGGCUCAGUUCUACGAUGCUAAAGAUCCUUAUGGCAACAAGGACCCUCCUCAGGUGCAGAGAGCCUUGCAGACGCUAGACAGAGCCAUGAAGCAUCUUGAAGAACUACCAAACGAUUUCUAUAAAGACUUUUAUGCCAAAUGUAUGAUAAAUAGACUUCAAAGCAAAUUUAUUUUGCAGCAAUAAAAUUAAUUAAA